Molecule: messenger RNA, 609 nt
Organism: Prorocentrum cordatum
Lineage: Eukaryota; Dinophyceae; Prorocentrales; Prorocentraceae
Source: the annotation of a GenBank genome assembly
AUGACGCCACCUCUGUUUCGCAGGUCGCCCGAGUGGGCCUCGGCCCUCGACGGAAAUGGGAGGGAGAGGGCUUUCUGCUGCGUGCUGUCUGUGGCCCCUGGGCAGAGCGACACGCCACAGGCGUGGGCGUGGGCGUGCCCGCCCCGCGCGCAGGGGGCCGUGGCGCGCUGGUCGCACGCGACGUCGCUCGACACCCUGGCGAGGCGCCUGCGCGAGGAGUACGACGCCAAGCUCGAGGCCCGGCUCCCCGACGUGCCCGCCGUGCUCGCGGCCCUCGGCCUGCCCGCGCAGUGCGAGCGGCUGGGCCAGGAGGUCGAGGCGCUCCAGCGUGAGAAGUGCUCCAAGGAGGAGCUGAACCAGGUCCGCGCGCACAGCACGGCGGAGCUGGGCAGGCACGCGGGCCUGCUGCAGGAGGCCACCUCGUGCCACGGCGCCCUCGCCCAGAAGGUCGAUGCCAGCCUGGCGGACUCGCUGCAGAAGGCCAGCGGGUUCGCGGAGCAGGUCGCCAGGCUCGAGGAGCAGCUGGCGGGCUGCGUGCCAGCAGCUGUUCGGAGAAGCUCGGCGAGUGCGAGCAGACCCUCGCCGGCUGCGCCACCUCGACGGAGGUGA